This is a messenger RNA of Dreissena polymorpha, 1312 nucleotides long. RefSeq lists its product as uncharacterized. The transcript is spliced from 9 exons. The record is from RefSeq and is a predicted model, not a curated record. NCBI's taxonomy places the organism in Eukaryota, Metazoa, Mollusca, Bivalvia, Myida, Dreissenidae. The coding region runs from base 293 to 982 and encodes 229 amino acids.
CACAGUCCGCAGUGCGAACGUCUUCGGAGAUAGUCGGUUGAUUGGCACAUCUUGUAAAUAAUCAGAUUUAAACUGGGUGCAUUUGAGUCCUGGCAAUGGCAAGUGACGAGUCUUCGGAUUCCCUGCCAUCCUGCAGCGAGGAAGUUAACGUCGAGAAGAAAAGCGGGUUUGAUUGGUUGCAUUGUGGCUGGUGUCGUGGUAAUUACCACAUCUGUAAUAACCUGUGUCGUUGUUAAACGGAGAAAGGAAAACAGUAAGAGGACAGAGGGAGGCAACAAAAUGUUCAACAGAGAUGAUGACGGCAAACGAAGAAAAUAAAAAGGAUGCCAUGAACAAGGCUGAGAUGCUGAAAACUGAGCUGGAGGAAAAGGUCACUCAGGACAAAAUUGAGUUGAACAAGAUCAUCGUGCAGUUAAAGGCAGAGAAUGAUGCAUUGAACGCAGAGAAACAUUCAGUAGAACAAGAAAGCUCCCUUAUCCAGGAAGAGCUAGUCGGAGUAAAACAGGAGAGGAUCAAUCUUGAGGAUGCAAACGCAGGUCUACAACUGAAGCUAGAGCUAAGCGAGCAGACGAGAAAGCAAAUGGCGAACGAGAUUGGGGUCAUGACCAUAGAGAAAACAUACAUAAAUGAUCAACUCAACGCCUUGACCACUGACAAUGACAGGCUGCGAGCAGAAAAUACAACGCUCAAGCGCCAGCAUGACAGAUUCAAGGACGAACAAGACGAAAUCGUCGAGGACAAGAAUCGCCAGAUCAAAGAGACCGAACGAUGCCAGAAAAUAAUUGUGCAGUUCGAGCACAACAUCGCCGGUCUCAUGAAGGAGUGCGUGUCUUCAAAGGAGGCACUUGAAAGAUCAGUGGUUGAAAUGAAGGUUCUAGAGAAGGAGAGAAAGGAACACAGUGAGUCACGCAUUAACCAUAAGGGCAUACAAACAGUACACUUUUAUUCGAUGAAAGUUUUGAACAUCUUUGUCGUAGAUUAAAUAAAAUGAGUGGUUACAUUUAACGGCACCUAACCAAAACUGCCAAUACCGAACAUAUAGUGCGUUACCUCCUAAUAAACAAAACGGCACAGGAUCAUAUAAACAAAUAUGUUUUUCCUGGCGGUAAAUUUGUUCGUUUCAUUUCUGUUGUUACAAUUUACUGUUUUCACAUACAAUAUAUCCCAAGGACUUUCAAACAUUCAUUCAGUAAAUUCGAUUAUUAUGCCAAGUAACAGAAAUUUCGAUUCGCAGUGGAAAACCUUAAGCGUUCAAUCCUUUUUUUAAGUUGCGCGCACGGUUGUACAUUGCUGAUAUUGUCCAUGUCUUCAA